Prunus armeniaca (apricot) is the source of this 1602-nucleotide messenger RNA. NCBI's taxonomy places the organism in Eukaryota, Viridiplantae, Streptophyta, Magnoliopsida, Rosales, Rosaceae. The record is from the annotation of a GenBank genome assembly.
AUGGCCACACACUUGAUCAAGGUUGAAAUCAUUGAGAGGCAAACAGUCAAACCAUCAUCCCCAACUCCUCAUCCCUUGAGAACCCUACAGCUCUCUGUUUUGGAUCAGAUGCUUCCUAGUCACGUUUACUUCCCAACGCUUCUCUUCUAUGCCGCCAACAAUAAUAUUACUGGUUCAGGAGGUGGAGCUACUUCCACAGACACGGCGGCCAUGCGGAUGAAAGAGAGAGAUUAUUUUCAGCAUCUAAUUCAGUCAUUAGCCAAAACUCUCACUCACUUCUACCCCUUAGCAGGAAGAUUGAGUAAAGGCCAUGACAUGAUCCAAUGCACUGAUGAUGGAGCUGAGUUUGUGACGGCCCGAGUUAAAUGUUCCUUAUCGCAGAUUUUUGAACGUCCAGAUCCCGAUAUGCUAACAGGGCUCGUCCCAGCAAUUGGUCAACCUGAUGGUGAUGGUGAUGGUGAUGCCACGAGGCUCCCGUUGCUUGCUGUGCAAGCCAACUUGUUCGAGUGUGGAGGAAUGGCAAUAGGGUUGAAUUUCUCACAUAGGGUUGUUGAUGGCACCACAUCUACCGCCUUCACCAGUUGUUGGGCCAAAACAGCCCUUGAUGAUUGUCACGAUGAUCAGGUACCCUUCAUGGUCCCAAAAUUUGAUGCUGCGUCUUAUUUUCCACCACUAGAUUUCUUAAACUCAUCACAGCCAUCACCACCCAAUCUGGUGGGCAUCAAGUACAUAACAAAGAGGUUUGUGUUUGAUGCCUCAAAAAUUGCAACCCUCCAAUCACAUUUGGCCAGCGCAUUGGCACCUCAUGUACCGACUCGUGUCCUCGUAGUUUCAGCACUCAUUUGGAAAUGUGCUAUGGAAGCAUCAUCCAAAUCAUCAAACAUACCAUUGGGGUCAAGACCAUCUUCGUUCAAAAUGGCUAUGGACUUGCGUAGACGAUUUGAGCCACCCUUCCCACAAAACUUGGGUGGGAACGUUGUUGCUAAUUUAGUAGUCAUCGCUACACCAUCGUUAUUAAAAGGUCAAGAAGAGAAUGACGAUGAGACCAUAGAUCUAAAAGACUUGGUUGCCAAACUCAGGAAAGGGCUUGAACAGCAGAAAGAAACUUAUCCUACAAAACUACCAUUUGAUUCUAUUAAGGCAUGGCAAUGGGAUCAAGAAUGUCAAAAGUUGACAGGGAAUGUUGACAUGUACCAUUUAUGCCCUGGAAGUUGGUGUAGGUUUCCUUUUUAUGAAGCUAAUUUCGGAUGGGAAAGCCGGCAUGGAGAUGGCAAGGGAAUAGAAGCAAUGUUGAGUGUUACUGAAGAAAUCAUGGAGCAUUUUGAAAGCAACCCGGAGCUGCUUAAAUAUGCUUCUCCUCGGCCUGAGUUUCGAUUGUUUGAUCUGUCGUCCCCUUGCUGUUCAACUCAAGAGGAGGAAACUGAUGAGAUUUUGCCCACUCCGAAGACUUCUUCAGCUCCAGUACCACACCAAUCACCUGCUGAAGAUGUCAUUCAGAAGGCACAGAGCCUACAUAUCAGCUUCCAGAAAGGAAGAACCGUGGCAAACCUCGAGUACAAUAUUAUCAGAGUCACGUGUGCACUAUGUGAAGCAGUUGGCUGA